GAAGCGAGGAAAAAAAAAAACAAAAUCGGAGAAUUUAUAAAUAAAGAAAUAAUGCAUCGGAAUCAAUCUUUGGACUUGCAUGAUUGUUUUACUUUGAAAACCAAAUAAAAGCUUAUAAUAUGCAUUUAACAAUAUUUUGGAACCCAUAUUUUACCAUUAUUUACUUUAAUUAUUCGCCAUACACAGAGACGCUCAUGACUCUUGUUUAGCCGCCAUGUCUGAAGUUCGUUGUGUCUUGGGAGACUGUGCUGUGUUAUUCGUAAAUGUUUUAUUUGUUAAAUUGAGUUUACGUCUUAAAAACAAUGAUUUUUCUUGUUAUUAGUGUUAUUGUGAAAGAAAGUUAAUUGUGGUGUGUUUUAGAAAUUGAUGCCUAUCGGUACAUUUUGUAUGUGAAGAAGUCUCAAACAUAUAUUUUUAGUCCAUCCGCCAUAUUGGCGUUAAUAUCCCUUCAUUUACUACCUAAGAGUGUCAGGCGCUCCGAAAGAUACAGCUACUACCCUGCAGUUAUAUGCAAGGUAGGGUUAUAAGUUAUCCAUGAGUGGAGCGACGUACUUUUAGGUGCAAAAGCACCAAAACUAAUUUAUAUUAUGAUAGAACAGUUUAGUAUAAUAAGAGGGUUUAGCUGAUGCCACUGAGUCAGAAAUUGGAUGAACCUCUCGUUACAAUUGAGAUUGCUGACUCCAGCACAAUGCAGCAGGCGGUUGAUCCCUUGGCAACAACAAGCACGCCGGCGGCGGAGCCUGUUAAUGGUACGCCACCGGAGGAUACCCCCCGAAGACAAGGCCGCAUAACGAAUCAGCUCCAAUUUCUGCAGAAAAAUGUAAUGAAAGCAGUAUGGAAACACCAAUUUGCGUGGCCUUUCCACCAACCAGUAGAUGCAAAAAAGUUAAACCUACCUGAUUACCACAAAAUUAUAAAGAAACCAAUGGAUCUCGGAACCAUAAAAAAGCGGUUAGAAUCCAACUACUAUUAUUCCGCCCAAGAAUGCAUCCAAGACUUCAACACGAUGUUCACUAAUUGUUACGUUUACAACAAACCUGGCGAGGAUGUUGUUGUGAUGGCUCAAACUUUGGAGAAGCUCUUCUUGAACCGGAUAGCACAAAUGGACAAAGAAGAGAAAGAAAUCGAAGCACCCUCGAAGGCCGGAAAAGGCGUAGCAAAAAAGCGGGGAACUGGUGGAAGUGCCGGCGGCGGCGGUGGCGGUGGCGGCGGUGGCGGCGUGGCAGUGGCGGCGGCCACAGGCGGCGCGCGGGUCGCGGUGAAGCCGCCGCCGCCACACUCCGCGCUCGUCGGUUCCACCAACACCACCACCGCGCCCACGCUUGUCGCACCGCCGCCUACGCCGCCUGCCACGCAUACUGGACUUCCACAACAAGUGGCGUCCCAACCUUCUAGUUUUCAUGUAACGCCAACCCCGGCGACUCCGGUUUCGUCGAUCCCCACCGUCGCAUUAUCGCAGACACAACCCGCGAAGGUCAAAAAAGGUGUCAAAAGAAAAGCUGACACGACUACUCCUAUGGGUAGUUCAUUUGAAGGAGGUUAUACCACUCCGACAAUAGAUCAACAAAGUGGACCCAAACCUGCAAAAAUAUCUACAAGAAGAGAAAGUGGACGUCAAAAAAAGGCUAAUAGAGUUGGUGACGAAAAUUUCAAAAUGGGUGGUCUUUCACCUGGUGUCGGAGGCGCUGGAACUUCGCAUCAUUCAGUUUUGACUCCGCAACUUGCUAAAGGAAAAGAGAAAUUGUCUGAUGCACUCAAAAGCUGUAAUGAAAUUCUUAAAGAACUUUUCUCUAAGAAACACUCUGGCUAUGCCUGGCCAUUUUAUAAACCUGUUGAUGCUGAAUUACUUGGGUUACAUGACUAUUUUGAUAUCAUCAAGAAGCCUAUGGAUCUCGGUACAGUAAAAAAUAAGAUGGAUGGAAGAGCUUACAAGUCAGCUGCAGAGUUUGCUGCAGAUGUUCGUCUUAUAUUUACAAACUGUUACAAGUACAACCCGCCAGACCAUGAUGUUGUUGCGAUGGCUCGUAAAUUACAAGACGUUUUUGAAAUGAGAUAUGCAAAGAUUCCUGAUGAGCCUGUUCAUGUUGCGGCACAUGCAGAAAAAGGAAGCUCUGCAUCAAGUUCAGAAUCUGGAUCAGAGUCCGAUUCAGAAUCAGAUGAUUCAGAAGAAGAAAGAAACAAUAAGGUUAAGAUGCUCGAAAAAGAACUUCUGGCAUUGCAAGAGAAAAUGAGGAAACUCGUCGAGGAGUCUAGUAACAAAAAGAAAGCAAAGAAAAAAAUGAAGGAGAAACAGAAGAAACAAAUAACUACUGGAGUCACGCCUAAGGUUCCACCCACUCCGGCGUAUACGGCCAAGACUAACAAUAUUGCAGACAACACAGUUUCUCAUACUGCGGCGACCGGCGGUGGCGUGCGCAAACAGGGUGGCAAGCGAGGACUGGGUGCCGGCGCUACCUCCGGCGGUGCGGCCGGCAAGGCGGCGCGUGCCCCUGCCGCGCCCGCCAAGAAAAAGAGCUCCUCCACGCCCGCUGUCGCGCCCGCGCCACAUCCACCCCCGCACAACGACUCCGACGACGAGGACCUCGCUAAGCCCAUGUCCUAUGAUGAAAAAAGACAGCUCUCGCUGGACAUCAAUAAGUUACCAGGUGAUAAACUGGGAAAAGUGGUGCAUAUCAUACAGAAUAGAGAGCCGUCGCUGCGAGAUUCUAAUCCGGACGAAAUAGAAAUAGAUUUUGAAACUUUGAAACCUUCCACACUCAGAGAAUUGGAAAGCUAUGUUGCCUCAUGUCUGAGAAAAAAGACUCAUCGUAAAGUAUCAGGGAAAUCUAAAGAUGAACAAAUGGCGGAAAAGAAACAAGAACUUGAAAAACGACUUCAGGAUGUGUCCGGACAGUUAGGAACGCAUAAGAAGCAACAACAGAAAAAAGAAGGUUGUAAAGAAACUUUGGGUGGUGGUAUGUCGUCGUCUUCGAGUUCGUCAGACUCGUCCAACUCGUCUUCGAGCACCGACACCAGCUCCUCGGACAGCAGUGACAGUGAAGCAGGCACCGGUCCCAGCAGGACACCCAAAAAGAAAGCAAAGAAGCCACCUGUGCAACAACCGCCGCAAAACAAGAUAAUAGCACCGGCUGCUGCAAAUUCUGCGACGGUACCGACGAGUGUGUCGAACGCCGCCUCUGAUGGCGGUGGGCCCGCGCCGCCGGAUGCGAAGCCGGCUCCGGAACCCGUCGCCGCCCCGCCCGCCGUCUCCGUGCCGUUACCCGCCGCCACGCCGCCCGACGCCGUGCCGCUUCCCGCCGCUGCGCCGCCCGACCCCAAACCGGACCCGAGAAACGGUCUUGACAAGAUGGAUACCUCACAUUACAUAGAUCCUAUUGAACGCUCCCUGGCCAGUUUGGAACGAAGCUUAAAAGCCGAUGUACCCAUGGACGUAAACGUGAGCGUCUCGGAUUCAUCGAUUCGUCUCGAAGACGACUUUGCUCUUCCGAAACCGCAGACGAUUCCGGAUGCGGCGCAUCAGACUCUUAUGGCGCAGCUCAGUGGCAUAACUGAAGUCGCCCGGGUACCAGAACAGAUGAAAACUGAUAUUUAUCUACCCGCGCACAACGGUUUCGUUGAAAAAAACGCGUCGCAAGACCGCGAUAUCAUACGACCCGACAUAAAUCCUAACAUACCCAAUUUGAGUAAUGUGACCACGGUAUCGUCGAUAUUUGAUCCCAUCUCAUCGACACCCUUGCCGAUUAUUUCACAGUCUCAUCACAAUAUGUCUAGUGCCCCUAGCCCUAUAACGCCUGCAGUAAAGAAAGAGGACAGUAAACCUUUACUCACCCCCAAACCUAUUGAAGAUCUCAUGGGAGUUCCGCUUGCGAUGGUCAACAAUUUGCCUGAUCGAGCUAAAUAUGAAAUAGACAAAAAAAUGGAAGACACAAAAAAUUCAAAUUUUGCUCAAGCAUUUAAAUUGAAACAAGAGCAAAAUUUAAAGAACGCAAGUUCUUGGUCGUCUUUGGCUCAGGCUGGCAGUCCUCAAAGUGUACCAAACAUGGUAACCAACAAUCAAAUUAAGCAGAAACCGGUUAUGGAUAGUUUUCAGGCGUUCAAAAAACAAGCAAAGGAAAAAAUUGAUCGGCAACGAGCUUUAAUAGAACAACAGGAAUUAAGGAAAAAAGAACAAGCGGAAAGAGAAAGACAAAGACAAGAAACGGAGAGGCGACACCCAGAUGAAGAAAAAUCAAGGGUUGGUCAAGUGAGUAGAUCGGGUGGUAAAGUGGAGAGCGCUGAGGUUUCCCCGCCGAGCGGGUCGCCCGUGGCGCGCGCGUCCCCGCCGGCCGCCGCCGCCGCCGCUGCAGCCGCCGCCGCCGCGGCCGCCGCGAGCGCAGACAAGCCCGCCGCCUCCGAGAGAGAACGAUUACGUCUAAGAGAACAGGAACGACGUCGACGAGAGGCGAUGGCAGGACAGAUAGACAUGAAUAUGCAAAGUGAUAUGAUGGCGGCUUUUGAAGAAUCACUUUAAUGUAGUUCAGUGGACGUUUUAUUUUUUUGUAAAUAUAAUAGAUAAUCUUAUAAAUAUUAAUAAUGCAAUCGAUGAAGUGAAUAUGAAACUCUGAGUUGUUAUGUGGUCGUGUAGUGCGUUUAUUUAGACGGUCGAUGAGCGAGUGGUCAAGUGCUGUGAAUAGAUAUACACGUUUGAAACUGUUGUACCAAUAUAGAUUUUUGUGCUUGUGUAUUUGAGCCUUUAUUAGUGGACUGCAUUUUAAUUUACGUGUAUCAUAAGUAUAUAUCUAAGCUCCUAAACUAAAAGAACUCUCUUUACAAGUGUAAGACUAUUUAUACAGCGUUCUAAGAUGACUUCUACCUUCCAACAUUUGUUUUAUAUAGAAUGUAAUGAAUGACCUACUAAUGACGGCUAGGACGGUAGAGAUUAGAUUAACAUAAAUCGGUAAUAUUUUAAUAUAUAAGAAAAUCGACUAAAAACCAUGAAAAUUAUCUACACAAUUUGACGAAUUUUCUCAUUGCAUGUUUUACAUAAAUAAAAACGUAAUACAAGAAAGGUAAAUAAAUAUCUCUGGAUUAUCACAAAAGUUGCAAAUUCUAGAAUAAAUCAAGCGAAAUAACAAACAUUUCAAUUAAAAUGAAAGCUGUAAAAAGCGGUAAAGUUUUUGUUAAAUUUGUGUCGAAAAAACCAUCACUAGGGACUAUGGUAUCAUCACGUUGACUGCCGGCGCCUGAGUUUGUUCCUGUCCUCCCGCGCGCUACCUCGUCUCGCGGUCGCGUAGUGAUGGGCGCAUGCAUUGAAUAGUGAUGCGCCACACACUCCCCUCCGAGACCGGAGGUCGUGCCAUUUUUUUUUUUUGCGUUAUCAGUGUGGAACGUUUUAAUGACGCAGGGAAGAUCUUCCACCGAGCGGUUGGUAUUGCUCGGUAGACCGACGAUCCGUUCCCCUAGGAGAAUACGAGUCUAGGCUUGCCUGAAAAUAAGGAGGGAAAUUAACUCGACGGCCCGAUCUCGUAAAUCUGGCCUCUGUUUGGGUACUGUCGUUCGCCAUGCGACUAGUUGUUGCUUCUUGCCUAUCCGCUUCCCAAUGGGCUAGCUUCACUCUGUCAACACUAACGGCUUCUCUAGGUAAGUCUAUUAUGACGGUUUUGUCAGUUCUUGAUAUUACGCUAUGUGGACUGGUGUAGGGUGGCUCCAGUGCACCACUCAGUGCAUCCUUGCGAAGGAAUAUGUAGGACGUUGUUUUUAGGUCUUCAUGCACGAAUAUCGACUUCCCACCGUGUCUUUUUAUAGGUUGUGCUAUGAGUUGGAUCCCGUCUUCAAGCUCUGAGAAAUUCAGGCGCUUCUUUGUGUUUGUUUGAUUGAUGGAAAAAUUACCUGGGUAACCUGAGAGGUUCGCAAGUCACGUUUCCAGCUGGUCCUCUAGCCCAAAAGUAUCGUAGGGGGAACAUCUGUCCAUCUUCGUUCACCAUGAGCCAUAAUUGAUGCUUUUAGUGUCCGGUGCAGUCAUUGAAUCACACCAUUUGCUGCUGGAUGGUACGCGGUGGUGGGGCCUAUCUGUGCUCCACAAAAAUCGGUGAAUUAUUUGAAAAGCGCGGAUGUGAACUGUCUGUGAAUUUUUUUUGUAGACUUCGCACCCGGGUGUCUGUGCUUAUUAACAGCAUUAAAAAGUUGACGCAGGCUCAGAGGUACCUAUGAACGAGGUUUAGGCUCAGAUACGUCGCAGUAUACUUCUAAAUGCGAACCAGGGAUAGCUAUACGUUGUAUUUUCAGGGAUGAUUUCCUACUAGUCAAGAGCUCUUUCAGCUCCCCAUCUUUACUCUGUUCUCUUGCUAUCUCUUCGCUGCUUGGUGGAACCGAAGAUAUUGUCUAUCCGUGACAGCGUAUCUGCGGCCACAUUCUCUUUACCGGAAAUGUGUCUGAUAUCCGUAGAAAACUGCGAUAUGAUAUCCAUCUGAUUGUGCUGCCUAGGUGAGCAUUAUCUCUCUCUCUGUACAAAUGCAUAGACAAGAGGUUUGUGAUUAUAGUGAAGUGUCGACCCUCUAACGUAUACCUAUAGUGUUUUAUGCUUUUGUAUAUUGCUAACAACUCACGGUCGUGGGCGCUGUACAUCCUCUUGUGUCUUGUUCAAUUUCUUUGAGAUGAAUUCCAAAGGUUGCCGCUCACCAGAAAUUCUUUGUUGCAAAACCGCACCCAAGGCCGUGUUAGAAGCAUCGGUCGGGUGAGCGGUGAAUUUAAAGCUGGCUGGACCAACAAAGUCGAGCGUGAUAUGGUGUCCAUGUUAUUUGUUGAGGAUCCUUUUUGUUCGAUCCAGCUAUAGCUUCAUGUAAUGAUGCUUGAUCAUUGGCAGCUUGCGGAAUGAAGCGUCUAUAAAAAUUAAGCAUACCGAGGAACCUUUGCAAACCGCUUACAGCUUUUGGCGGGGUGUAUUCUUUUUGUAUAGCUUUUACUCUCUAAACUGUUGGUGAAUACCUUGUGCCGAGAUAUUAUACCCUAGGUUAUCUGAACUUUUCCAAAAGAGCAUUUAGCUUCGUUUAUAAGCAGUCCAUACUCUUGUAGGCGCUCAAUAAAUUUUUUUAAAUGUUCCGGAUGUCCAAAAUAGAGUUUACAACUUUCCUUAUGUUCUGCAAUACAUUCGAUCACUUCAACUGCGUUCGCACCUCGGACUGGUUGAUAAUAUCGAUAAUAUUUUGCGCAUGACUUAAAUCUCCAAAUUACUUUUAAAAAAAAGUUGAAAAGAGAACCCAAAACAUGCAAUAGGAUGAAUUUUAAUCUGUACAAUCACAAUAACUUCAUAUUAAUAAAAUUAAAUAUUUUGUAUUUCUACUUGAUUUACAAGCUUAAGUGAAUAAGAAUAUUGCAGAUUAGUGUUUUGACUUAUCUUAGCACAGACAGCCUCAUUCCAAAAAACGAGACACGUGCAGUUUUGACAAUUGUUUAGUGAAAUAGUCUUCUUAAAUUAUGAAACUCGUUCACCAAGCCUAAUAAAUAUCAUUACAAAACCGUGCUAAAACUAAAGUUUAAGUAGCUAUAGUAGAUUUAUAGAUAGCUAAAUAAAUUUAGAUAGACUUUAUUAUAUGUUACAUUUGCAGCAGCACAGAAAUUAAACUUGAAACUAUUAAACCAUAAAUAAUUCUAUAUUUAAGUUUAGUUUUGAAUAGUAACAAAUAUUAAAAAAAUAUUUAUUGCCAUUGUGAAAGUUAUUAUCGUGUAUUUCAUUAAAAUAUAAUAUCAAGGAAAUAAUAUUUACUUUAUAAAAAAAAAAAGAGAAAUGCUUACUUUGAUUUUUAUAGGAAUUUUGUAACAGAAUGAAUAAAAAAAUUUCUAGGUUUAAACAGAAUUAGUUCAGUUUUUUCUAGUUUGUGUUGUCAACAGAAACCUUUUCAGUCUGUGACUUUUCCGUGGAAAUCAGGUCUUAGUGUAGUUAGUCUGUGUUAUAUCUUAAUUGAUAAAAUAUCAUAUAGUUUAUUUAAAUGCCUUCAAAAUCAUCAGAAGCCUUAAUUAAUAAUGUUUUCAGACUUUUUUGCAAAUAUUGCAUUUUAUUCGAAUACGCAAUAUAUUUAUAUAAAAACAAUAUUAAUUUUGUACUAUUGACAGUUUUAUUUUACAUUUCUUUUAAACCAACCUAUCGGUUUAUGUUUAAACCAUGUACAACCAAAACAUAUCUAACCCAAAACAAAUCCUAAUAAGAGAAUUAAGACGUUAAUUAUAAAGAAAUAAAUAAAUGACGAUAAUAUUUAUAAUAAACGUUUAUGUUUUUUGUAAUGAGGCUGAGUAAUUAUCAUGCACGUGAAACAUUUAAAUCGUUUAAGCUUUACGACUCCGAAAAGAAGACUUAACACUUACCAAGUUUUUUUAAUUUUUUUAUUGCUUAGAUGGGUGGACGAGCUCACAGCCCACCUGGUGUUAAAUGGUUACUGGAACCCAUAGACAUCUACAACGUAAAUGUGCCACCUACCUUGAGAUAUAAGCUCUAAGUUUUCAAUAUGGUUACAACGGCUGCCCCGCCCUUCAAACCGAAACGCAUUACUGCUUCACGGCAGAAAUAGGCAGAGUCGUGGUACCUACCCGUGCGGACUCACAAGAGGUCCUACCACCAUUAACGGUGCUUUUAUAUAAACCAAGCAACGGUCAUCGUUGUCGUCGAACCCGUCGCUUACGAAGAAGGGCUCGGCGAGUAUAUUAACCCAGAAAUACAGCCCACUGAGUUUCUUGCCAGAUCUUCUCAGUGGGUCGCGUUUCCGAUCCGGUGGUAGAUACUGCGAAGCACGGCUCUUGCUAGGGGUCGUGUUAGCAACGUCGUCAGGUUUGAGCCCCGUGAGCUCACCUUCUCGCCCGGUUACGCUGAUGUGGUCUCCGAAGACCAUCACCUUAGGUAGGAAAGAAAAAGGGGGCAAUUAGGAAUUUUUACUACGUCAACUCAUACCUCUCACCUCGAUGAUGGAGGACUUCUUGGUUUAUAAAAUUUCAUGUAAUAUAAUCCAACCAAUAAAAACUAUCAAAUACAAAAUUUAUAAACCUGGGUGGGUAGUGGUUUUGAAGUCGUCAUGAAGGAUAAGACGUCCAGUACAUUUGUAUCGAGCGACGCUACUGUGCCGUCGUUCGAAUUCCAAGCAGGUAAUGGCAAUUGUCCAAUGAAAUAUGCCCCUAACAUAGUUUCACAAAUCAUUUCCACGGUGAAGCAAUAACAUUGUGUAAUAAAAACCAAACCUGCAGACUUAUUAUUUGCGUCAUUACUGAUGGUAGGACGUCUUAUGAAUCCGCACGGGUAGGUCCCACCACCCUGCCUAUUUCUGCUGUAAAGUAUUAAUGCGUUUCGGUUUGAAGGGCAGGGCGGUCGUUGUACUGUAGAACUGAGACUAGCAAAUCAUUUCUCAAGGCGGCACUUACGUUAACAAUAAACAUACCAUAACGGGUCAAAUGAUCCAUUUAGAACUUUUGCAUUGCAAUGCCCGAAUCAUCUUAUUGCUUUUGCACAUUUGAUUUCAUGACUUUUUCUUACCAAUUAAUCUACAGUUAUUAUAUUUUUUUUGUAUUGUUUAUUUUAUGUAAUACUCUUCGUGUACCGUUUUCUACCCGCUAUGGUAGAAAUAGGUACCAGUAAGAGUUUGUAUGAUUAGUGUUAAUGUCUAUAACUCUCUGGUCACCAAAUAACACCAGGCCGGCUGUGAGCUCUUCCGCUCAUCUAAGCAUUAAAUAAAAACAUGUAGUAGUAGCAGUUAAAGAGAAGAACUUCUUUUAAAACUAUACACUUUAAGAGAUCUCUUAAAGAACUCUGUAAACGUAUGAAGCGAUGCUACUAUGCCAGUGUUUAAAUCCCGCAGGCUGAUAGAUAUUUUUUUUUGUAAUGAAAUACUAAACUCAUGAUAACGAUUGACUUCAAAAAAUGAAGACAUUCGUUGUGGUAGGCACCACCUAGUUUUGCGGGGAAACAGAAUGCCUUCCGGUCUUAUGAGCGAGAAAGCCGUCACCCUAUACAAUUAGAACUUAUAUCUCAAGGUAGGUGGUGGUGGCAUUAACAUUGUGAUAUGUAACUUGUUCACCAGUCUAUGCAAUAAAAUGGGUCAACCUCAAGAUAGGCGGCUGCAUUGACUUUACAUUGUCCAAGUGUUACGUGAGCUGGACUGCCCAUUUAUCACAAAAAAGUUGGUAUUAAAAAAAACAAAAAUGCUGUAUGUACUACAUUUCUUUAUGUAGUGGUAAUUAUAUGCUAGAGUGACAAAGACCACUGAUAGCACCGCCAAAUCGAGUCGGUCAAUUUACAAUACAUAAUAAUUAAUAUAUUAACAGUAUUGUAAAUUAACAGGAUAACUAUACUAAUUGGUCCUUAGUGAUGGUUUUUGGUGAUAAAAAAAAAGUCAAUCUUACGUCAAGACACGAAAUUAUUAAAAACAUCCGUUUUAAAGCUUAUUUAAUUUUAAUGUAAUUGCGAGAAUGUAUGUAAACUUUGCUUAAUAGACGUAAUCCAGUGAUAUACAAUUAAAUCUAUAUCAUUCAUGUAACACUUGUAUAAGUUAUGAAAUUUUGCAAUUUAUCUCCUUCACUCUAAUCACAUAACUUGCAAUGAGUAAAAACGUAUUAAAUGAUUAUAUUUAUAUUAUAGUGAAUGAAAUUUUUGUUAGAAACUAAAUUUUCGAUAGAUAUUACGUAGAUGUUUUAAAAGAUUUUUUAUCAGUACGCUGUUUGAAAGCAGAUCAAAUGUCAUACAUUUGAUUUGAAAUAUAUUUAUUUCAUAAUUGAAUAUGUCUUUUGUGUUUGUAGAUAGAUUCUCCAGUGGAUAACUUGUAGUAUAAUAAUUUAAACGUUUUAGGUAACUUUAUAAGCUAUGGAACAUUAUACCGAUCACAGGUUAUUACAAAUUAUUGUAUAUUGUUAAGAAGUUUUUAAUUUCAGUCAUAACACGAAAACUCUAAAUCAAAUGUAGAUAAUGAAGUAAAAUAUAUUGACAUUCCACAUUGUAUUACGUUGUUUAUCUUGCUUUUAGUACAUCGUUUAUGUUGGAAUUAUUUGACUACUCCAUCCAUUUAAGUACUCAGUAAGUAUUGUUAACAUAAUAUUUUUAUCAUGCCUUGGUAUGUUAUAGGUCAAAAAAAAAAAAGAAAUAUUUGUAAGUGUAUUGAAAAGAGCAAUAAAAUUAUUGAGAUUCUUCGUA
This is a messenger RNA of Bombyx mori (domestic silkworm), 11143 nucleotides long. Its product is annotated as bromodomain-containing protein 3. The transcript has 21 exons. Gene Ontology annotation, cellular component: nucleus; chromatin. NCBI's taxonomy places the organism in Eukaryota, Metazoa, Arthropoda, Insecta, Lepidoptera, Bombycidae. The record is from RefSeq and is a predicted model, not a curated record. Bases 626 to 4510 code for a protein of 1294 amino acids. Gene Ontology annotation, biological process: chromatin remodeling; regulation of DNA-templated transcription.